Brassica oleracea var. oleracea is the source of this 915-nucleotide messenger RNA. RefSeq lists its product as uncharacterized. The record is from RefSeq and is a predicted model, not a curated record. The transcript has a single exon. Lineage: Eukaryota; Viridiplantae; Streptophyta; Magnoliopsida; Brassicales; Brassicaceae. Bases 1 to 915 code for a protein of 304 amino acids.
AUGAGGAAAGUGAUAGUUGUGGAUGUGACAUGGCUGAAGAACGGAUAUGGCGGUGUUCUAGUUUUCGCCAAAGCUCAAGAUCCUAACCGUCACCAUUAUCUACUUGAGAUUACAGUACUAGAUGGAGAGAAUCAUGCUAGCUGGACUUGGUUUUUCGAGAUGCUUAAAACUGCUAUACCAGACUCUUCGGAACUGGUUUUCAUGAGUGACAUAAAUCAAAGCUUGAUCUUCGCUAUAGCUAACGUGUUUCCACAUGCUCACCAUGGUCAUUUUUUAUGGCAUUUGAAGGAAAAUGUGAAAGGGCAUGCUACUAACGUGAACAAGGAGACAGUUGGGCAUAAAUCCAUGGAGUUGGGCAGAUAUUACACGUUGGCUGAGUUCAACUCACCUUACAAUUUAUUUAAGAUAAGAUAUCCUUCGGCGCACAAGUAUGUGGAGGAGCAUACUGAAAAUGACAAACGGGCAAGGGUUUUUUUCCCACGUGACAUAUACAACUUGGACACAAGCAACAAUGUGGAAUCAAUGAACAACGUGUUUAAAGAGGCAAGGAGGUGGGCCUUAAUACCAAUGCUGGAUUGUAUCAUCAGGACAUUCUCUGAUUGGUUUAAUCAACAUCGGAAGGAUGAUGUUUCUGGAUCAAGCGAUACCAAACUGGUGCCUCUGGUUGAGAAUACUUGCACGAUAUAUGGCAUGUUGCACGAACGCUGCCUGUGCGGGAGCUUAAUAGUUAUGACCUUGAGUACGAGAUCACCGACACUGAAGGGAGGAUGUUUUCGGCGAACUUGGUUGCAAAAACUUGUACUUUGCAAGGUGUGGGAUUAUGAGAAAUUUCCUUGUCUGCACGGACUGGCUGCUUACAUAUAUUCAGUAAGAACGUUGAUUGCGGCGUUGGCAGGCGGCGUGAUAUACAUAUAG